Messenger RNA from Colletotrichum karsti, 4215 nucleotides. RefSeq names its product ABC transporter. Gene Ontology annotation, molecular function: ATP binding; ABC-type transporter activity; ATP hydrolysis activity. NCBI's taxonomy places the organism in Eukaryota, Fungi, Ascomycota, Sordariomycetes, Glomerellales, Glomerellaceae. Bases 1 to 4215 code for a protein of 1404 amino acids. Gene Ontology annotation, biological process: transmembrane transport. The record is from RefSeq and is a predicted model, not a curated record. The transcript is spliced from 2 exons. Gene Ontology annotation, cellular component: membrane.
AUGAUUUUGUUUGGCAAGAGCAGCGAAGGCGAGAAAGCUGGCGCCGUUGCCUACAGCUCUGUGCAGCAACCUGCCGGUCAGGUUGAGGCCCAAGAACCUCCGACAGAUUCAUCUUCUGAUUUUCCAGAACCCGGGAAAAGACAACGCAACUGGUCACAGCGUCUGAACCCGCUCAAGACGAAGUAUGUACCAUUGGUACCAGAGAAGCGCCAACCAUCUUUAGAAGCCAAGGCUGGCUUCAUAUCCAGACUGCUGUUUACCUGGGUUACCCCUCUAAUGCAUAUCGGUUAUCAACGACCACUAGAGCAGAACGACAUCUGGGAGGUGAACCCCGAGCGCAGCGCUGAGGUCCUCGAAGUCAAAUUUCGGGCUGCCUUCCAAAAUCAAAUCAGCAAUGGCAGCUCGCGUCCGCUGUUGCGAGCACUGUUCAGCACUUUCAAGAAGGAAUUCAUCAUCGGUGCAAUUUGCCAACUCGGCAGCACAAUUGCGGCAACCAUCUCGCCUUUCCUUCUCAAAUACCUCAUCGCCUUCGCCACACAAGCCUACAACGCAGCUCAGAAUGGCUCGGCGCCACCGAACAUAGCAUAUGGCGUAGGCCUCGUCCUCAUCAUUACGUUUCUUCAGGUCAUCAUGACGCUGAGCAUCAAUCAUUUCCUGUACUUUGGCAUGACGGUUGGCGGCGAAGCCCGUGCUGUUUUGAUGUCCGUCAUCUUCGACAAAGCAAUGAAGAUCUCAGGACGCGCCAAAGCUGGAGGUUCACACGAUGCGGCAUUACCCCCGAGCGCAGUUGAGCCCGGCAGCGAAGAGGAGCGGAAGUGGUAUGAGAAGCUGCUCAAGAGGCGCGAGAAGCAGAAAUCACCAAAGCAAAAUGACAGCAAGAUUGAAGAGGACGGUGGCUGGAGCAAUGGCCGUAUCGUCAACCUCAUGUCCACGGACACCUAUCGGAUCGAUCAAGCCAGCGGUUUCUUCCACCUUCUCUGGGGCUCUCCACUCAACAUCGUCAUCACCAUGGUGCUUCUGUUGAUCAACCUGACCUACAGCGCCCUGCCAGGACUGGGUCUUCUGUUCAUCUGCUCUCCAGCGCUAGGCCUGGCGUUCAAGGCUCUCUUUAAGCGCCGCUUUGCCAUCAACCAGAUCACAGACGCUCGUGUAGGCCUUACUCAAGAGGUCUUACAAGCGAUGCGUUUCGUCAAACUAUUCGGGUGGGAAACAAGUUUCCUCGGGCGCAUUGACGAGAUUCGCAAGAAGGAGAUCAAAUCCAUACAAAUUCUCAUGUCGAUCCGCGACGGUAUUCAGGCCGUCGCCAUGUCCAUGCCGGUUUUCGCCUCAAUGCUUUCCUUCAUCACGUACUCUCUGAGCAGUCAUUCUCUGAACCCUGCUCCUAUUUUCAGCUCGCUAGCUCUCUUCAACGGCCUACGGAUGCCUCUCAACAUGUUACCCAUGGUCAUUGGUCAGGCGGUCGAUGCACUUGCGUCAGUGAAGCGCAUUCAAGACUUUCUUCUGGCUGAAGAAUCCACGGAUGACGCCCAGUACGACUACACCAACGUGAACGCCAUCGUGGUCGAAGAUGCAACUUUCACUUGGGAGCAGACUUUGGCACAGGCGCGAGACGACCUCAACGACGAUGGGCGUGGAACUGGAGUCAGAACGCCAAGCACAAUGACCAUGAUCGAGCCAUUUCAUAUUCCCAACCUGGAUCUGACGGUGGGCAGAUCAGAAUUGGUCGCCGUGAUCGGCAGCGUUGGCUCUGGAAAGACGUCUCUUCUGGCGGCUUUGGCUGGGGACAUGCGUCAAACGGGAGGCUGUGUCACCUUUGGAGCUACGCGUGCCUUUUGCCCUCAGUAUGCUUGGAUCCAGAACGCCAGUGUGAGAGACAAUAUCGUCUUUGGACGGGACUUUGACCGCGAGUGGUACGACAAAGUGGUUGAUGCCUGCGCCCUCCGCACCGACUUCCAGAUGCUUCCUGAUGGUGACAAGACGGAAAUCGGCGAGCGCGGUAUUACUGUCUCCGGUGGACAAAAGCAACGCAUCAACAUUGCGCGUGCUAUCUACUUCAACGCUGACAUUGUCCUGAUGGAUGAUCCUCUUUCUGCAGUCGACACACAUGUUGGCAAGCAGAUCAUGGAUAAGGCUAUCUGUGGCCUUCUGUCAAAUAAAUGCCGUAUCUUGGCCACCCACCAACUCCACGUUUUGAACCGGUCCGACAGAAUUAUCUGGCUUGACGAAGGCCACAUCAAGGCGCAAGGAAGUUACGAGGAGCUCAUGGCCGAGAACGAAGAUUUCGGGAAGCUCAUGACACUCACAACCGUGGACGACAAGUCACAAGAGUUGCCAAAGAAUUCCAACAGUCCCAUCACCUCGGCCAACGAAGAUUCCAUCAACGAAGACGAGAAGCUGGUCAAGAUUGAAACGCACAAGAGCACUGCAGCCCUCAUGCAAGCCGAGGAAAGCGCGUCGGGAGCUGUCAGCUGGAGCGUCUACGGCGCUUACAUCAAGGCCAGCGGUUCCAUCUUCGUAGCUCCUUUGGUCAUCGGCUUCCUAGUCCUCGCUCAAGGCUGCAAUAUCAUGACCAGUCUUUGGUUGUCCUGGUGGACGGCGGGUCAGUUCUCUGGCGUCACUCAAGACACCUACAUCGGUGUAUACGCAGGACUGGGUGCAGCGCAAGCUAUCUUGAUGUUCAUGUUUGCCAUUUCGAUUUCCAUCUUUGGCACACGCGCAUCCAAGGUCAUGCUCAAGCGCGCCAUGACCAAGGUCCUUCGCGCACCAAUGUCCUUCUUUGAUACGACUCCGUUGGGCCGCAUCACCAAUCGCUUCAGCAAGGAUAUCGAUGUCAUGGAUAACACCCUCACCGACUCACUGCGCAUGUAUCUGUUGACUAUCAGCAUGCUGCUUUCCACCAUGGCGCUCAUCCUGGCGUAUUACUACUACUUCGUCGCGGCUCUGGUGCCCCUGCUUUGCAUUUUUCUCUUCUCGGCUAGCUAUUACCGUAGCUCGGCGCGUGAAAUCAAACGCCACGAGUCUUUGCUACGCUCGCAUGUUUUCGCCAAAUUCAGCGAGGCCGUUUAUGGUACCACGACGAUUCGUGCGUAUGGACUACAGCAGCAUUUCUCAACGGUUUUGCGGAAGCAGAUCGAUGAUUUCGACGGCGCGUACUUUCUCACGUUCGGGAACCAACGCUGGCUCUCUCUUCGCCUAGACGCCAUCGGUCUGGUCACGAUCUUCGUGCUCGGUAUGCUGGUCGUCACCUCUCGUUUCACCGUCAACCCCAGUAUCGGAGGCCUGGUUUUGUCGUACAUGCUGGGUAUCAUGGGCCAGUUCCAGUUCGCGGUCCGUCAGAUGGCCGAAGUUGAAAACGACAUGAACAACACGGAGCGCAUUCAUCACUAUGGCACUGGUCUGGAAGAAGAGGCACCGUUGCAGAUAGGGGAGGGCAUGCCCAAGAGCUGGCCCAGCCAUGGCGAAAUCGUUUUCGACCAUGUGCAGAUGCGCUAUCGGGCUGGUUUGCCGCUAGUACUCAGAGACAUCCACCUGCAUAUCAAAGGAGGCGAACGUAUGGGAGUUGUCGGUCGCACAGGUGCCGGCAAAUCAUCCAUCAUGUCGACAUUAUUCCGUCUGGUGGAAAUUAGCGGCGGUUCUAUUACCAUUGAUGGUGUCAACAUCAGCACGAUAGGCCUGCAGGAUUUGCGGUCACGCUUGGCCAUUAUUCCUCAGGAUCCGACAUUGUUCAAGGGAACCAUCAGAUCGAAUCUGGAUCCUUUUGACGAGCACUCGGAUAUCGAGCUAUGGGCAGCACUGCAAAAGGCAAACCUCGCCUCUGAGACAUCUGGCUUGGGUCUGCAGACCGUGGUUGAAGAAGAAGGUCUCAACUUCUCCUUGGGUCAACGACAACUGCUUGCACUGGCACGAGCUCUCGUACGCAAUGCCAAGAUCAUUGUUUGCGAUGAAGCUACAAGCUCAGUCGACUUCGCUACAGACCAGAAAGUUCAAGAGACUAUGGAGUCACUCAGGGGCAAGACGCUGCUGUGCAUUGCCCACAGACUCAAGACGAUUAUUGGCUACGACAGAAUCUGCGUUAUGGACAAGGGUACGGUGGCUGAAUUGGGCACACCACUUGAGUUGUUUGAUAGGCGUGGCAUCUUCACGAGCAUGUGUGAAAAGGGCGGAAUAAAGAGGGAGGAUAUCUCGGCGAAGGUAGCCACGAGUCCUGUCGUUUAG